Suillus subaureus is the source of this 1002-nucleotide messenger RNA. RefSeq lists its product as uncharacterized. Gene Ontology annotation, cellular component: methionine adenosyltransferase complex. The record is from RefSeq and is a predicted model, not a curated record. Gene Ontology annotation, biological process: S-adenosylmethionine biosynthetic process. Gene Ontology annotation, molecular function: methionine adenosyltransferase regulator activity. The transcript has 7 exons. Lineage: Eukaryota; Fungi; Basidiomycota; Agaricomycetes; Boletales; Suillaceae. The coding region runs from base 1 to 1002 and encodes 333 amino acids.
AUGUCAGGCUCGAAGAUUGUGAUUACAGGUAGACACGUCUUCUUUGCAUCUGAGAAACCUCAUACUGAAGAACAACCAGGAGCAUCCGGUGUUCUUGGUACUGCGGUUCAUAAGGCAUUCGAGAAAGCACUGCGAUAUGAGGUUGUGGGCUUGAAGAAUAAAAGCACCGCUAGCCAUCUAGUGCAGCUAGAUUUGACAGAUAGGGAAGCGACUAAGCAGAAGUUAGAGGAAAUUAAACCCACUUGGGUGAUCCAUUGCGCUGCUGAAAGACGACCUGAUGUUGCCGAGAAGGAUCAAGUCGGAACUCAACUUCUGAAUGUCGGAGUGCCAGGGUACCUUGCUGAACUCGCGAGGGCCAUGAACUUUACACUCGUGUAUAUCUCUACUGACUAUGUCUUCGAUGGAAGAUCGCCACCCCCUGGCGGGUACAUACCAGAAUCACCUACUAACCCACUUCAGAUUUAUGGUCAGACUAAACGGGAUGGUGAGAAUGCUGUGUUGCAAGCCCGGCAACAGGGUGCCAGGGCAGUUGUUCUGAGAGUUCCAGUAUUGCAAGUGACCUCCCGUCGCACUACUUCGUAUGGUCCUGCACCUAACAAUGCAGACUCAGCCGUUAAUAUCCUCGUUGAUGUUGUACGGGACCAAUCAAAGGAGUCUAACAUGGAUGACUAUGCGAUCAGGUAUCCUACCAACGUAUUGGACAUUGCAUCCUUUUUGGUCCGCUUGACGGAUCUCAGUGUCGAUGCUCUACCGCCAAUUCUCCACUACUCGGCGAACGAGUCCUUCACAAAGUACCAGAUGUGCAAAAUCUUUGCCGAUAUCAUUGGUCUCAAUGGCAUGAAUCAUAUAAAACCUGUCUCCACACCUCCAACUGGCGCUGGUGCCACAUCACGCCCUUACAACUGCCACUUAUCUACUACUGAGACAGAGAAAUUACUUCCCUUGGAAUGUACAGGAUUUAGAACGUGGUGGGAGGAAUAUUUACGCGAUGGCGGCAAGUAA